CACAUGAUCCGCCUGCUUCGGCCUCCCAAAGUGCUGUGAUUACAGGCGUGAGCCACCACCCUGGGCUGACCAUAUUCUUAAAAGUUCCCUCUGCCAAAACUGCUUCCUAUGUGACUAAGGAUAAUUUUGGCAAAUCUUGAAUUGAGAAAGAAUGCUCUAGAAAGUUCUUAUCAACCAUAUACUAAUAAGGCAUAGUCACUGAAUAAAUUCUGCAACUGUUUCGUUAUCUGCCAUGCAUAUUACAGCUUAGUUAGAAUAUACUUUUAUCUGUGUAUAAUAAAUUUGUUAUUCUUAGAGCAAAAUGUGACCAAAAGCAGUUUUUGGUGUCCUGUAACGUGUCACAGUUUUGUGUGCCAAUAGCUGCUUUACCAUAAAAACAAAUUAAUUUUAAACAACUGGAAUCAAACGUGUUAACCUCAGUAUAAGCCAUAUGGUACAUAGAAACCAAGUUUUGAAAACCUACUUUUAAAGGGGGCCAAUUGGUCAUCCUUCAGGUCCUAAGGGAGGGCAUGCCACAGGCUCCAGGCCACAGAGGCAAAGACAUGGACCCUGUUCCACCUGCCCCUGCAAGUCUCAAGUGCCACCAGACCCCUUCUCAUGGACUUGAGAGGGUGGGAUGGUACAGAGAGAGCCAGAAGCACAGAAAGGUAGGUUAUAAUGCCAAGAGCAAAAGAGCUGUUUAUCUUGAGAGAGAAUGUGUAGUCAUUUUAUGUAAUUUAUGGGGUAUUGGAAGGGAAAUACAGAUAGGUCAGAUACUCCAUGAAGAGAAAUGUCAGUGAACAAAAAUGGAAAGUCCAUAGUCUCUGGGACUGCUGGUUCGAUGAGCACAAGGUUGAUUUUGAACUUUCUUCUUUUGAUAGUUUCAAGCAGCUUACGCUGGGCAGUCUUGCAAAUUAAGUAUUAGAUUUCUUCUCUAUGGUCUUUGAGAAGAAAAAGACCUCACAGUUGACACCUCAACGGGGCUUUAUUGAAAAUGAUGAUGACGACGAUGAUGAUGAUGAUUCAUCUGAAACUGAUUCUGAUUCUGAUGAUGAUGAUGAAGAGCAUGGAGCCCCUCUGGAAGGGGCCUAUGACCCUGCAGAUUAUGAGCAUUUGCCAGUUUCUGCUGAAAUUAAGGAACUCUUCCAGUACAUCAGUAGGUACACACCUCAGUUGAUUGACCUGGACCACAAACUGAAGCCUUUCAUUCCUGAUUUUAUCCCAGCUGUCGGGGAUAUUGAUGCAUUCUUAAAGGUCCCACGUCCUGAUGGAAAGCCCGACAACCUUGGCCUAUUGGUAUUGGAUGAACCUUCUACAAAGCAGUCAGACCCUACGGUGCUCUCCCUCUGGUUAACAGAGAAUUCUAAGCAGCACAACAUCACACAACAUAUGAAAGUAAAAAGCCUGGAAGAUGCAGAAAAGAAUCCCAAAGCCAUUGAUACGUGGAUUGAGAGCAUCUCUGAAUUACACCGUUCUAAGCCCCCUGCGACUGUGCACUACACCAGGCCCAUGCCCGACAUUGACACGCUGAUGCAGGAAUGGUCCCCAGAGUUUGAAGAGCUUUUGGGCAAGGUAAGCCUGCCCACAGCAGAGAUUGAUUGCAGCCUGGCAGAGUACAUUGACUUGAUCUGUGCCAUUCUAGACAUCCCUGUCUACAAGAGUCGGAUCCAGUCCCUCCAUCUGCUCUUUUCCCUCUACUCAGAAUUCAAGAACUCACAGCAUUUUAAAGCUCUCGCUGAAGGCAAGAAAGCAUUCACUCCUUCAUCCAACUCUACCUCCCAAGCUGGAGACGUGGAGACAUUAACCUUCAGCUGAGACACCUCCCAAGCUGCUGUUUCAAGGCUGAGCUGGCCCCUCUGCCCCAGCUGAGAUGGACAGAUCGUUAUCAGCUACUUGAUGUCCUUGCCUAUGCCACGGCUUGGCUCAGGGGCAGUGCAUGUCCUGCUGCCCUCUCUGCCAGAGGGCACAGAACAUGUUUGUUUAAUGAACCUGCCUGCCUCAGAUUGCUGUCCCUGGGGAGUUAAUGCAUCUACACCACUGUGGGGAUUUCAGUUAGAAGAAUUGGAAUUUCUGAGAUCCCAUGGAGCUUGGAGGAAAGCUUAAAAGAUGUCCUUUUUGUGAGAGGGAUGGAAUUGUUUUCUUUCAUUCGUAAAGUUAGUGGGUAAAGAUUUUAUAAGUCAAA
Messenger RNA from Nomascus leucogenys (northern white-cheeked gibbon), 2161 nucleotides. It is a transcript of the gene IFT46, whose product is annotated as intraflagellar transport 46. The record is from RefSeq and is a predicted model, not a curated record. Gene Ontology annotation, biological process: cilium assembly; intraciliary transport. Gene Ontology annotation, cellular component: intraciliary transport particle B; centrosome; motile cilium. The transcript is spliced from 10 exons. Lineage: Eukaryota; Metazoa; Chordata; Mammalia; Primates; Hylobatidae. The coding region runs from base 916 to 1794 and encodes 292 amino acids.